This is a messenger RNA of Plenodomus lingam JN3, 234 nucleotides long. RefSeq lists its product as uncharacterized. NCBI's taxonomy places the organism in Eukaryota, Fungi, Ascomycota, Dothideomycetes, Pleosporales, Leptosphaeriaceae. The record is from RefSeq and is a predicted model, not a curated record.
AUGUCCAAUCUCCUCUUACACCACAACCAAGCAAGGAAUACAGCUGUAAUCGCAAUUCCAACAACGAACCACCAUGUCUCCAUUGUCGCCCGGAUUUUGCAAGGUCGCACAAGAACACUAAUGAAGGACAGAGUCUCGCAAUUCUAUGCUACUACUUCAUCCAAGAGACAAAAUCUGCGGCCUGAUGUGAGCAGUGCGGUAGUUUGUUCAGCGUGCCAUGGUACCGGUAUGUAG